AUGCCAACGUUUCGUGAACCUUGCACUCCACUUCAGGGCGAAGAGCAGCCUGAUACUGAGCUACAGAAACAGACAUAUAUAAACCUUAUCCCUCAUAAAAAUCCACAAUCUUCUCUACUUAACGGCAAGAACCUAUCCAACAAAGACUUGUCUCAAGAUACUAUAUCUGCGCUUGCCAAAGGCCCUAACUUCGCAGUGGCACCUAGAAAGAUUCCAAAGGAAGAGAUUAUCAGCCAAAUAGAGUCAACCAUCUACCGACUCCCAUCAGAACAAGCAGAUAAUACCCGCAGACAGGUAACCAAUAUCCUUUUCAAGGCCAAACCCCCUUCACCUAACAUCACUAGACAAGAGCGAUUGGCUCUCCAAGACCUUAACAGGAACACGGACAUCAUCGUGCUUCUAGCCGACAAAGGCAACAUGACAGUAGUCAUGAACACAUCAGACUAUAAGAAAAAGAUGAAGAACCUUCUUUCGGACAAAGCAUACAAAAAGCUUGACAAAGAUCCAACUAAUACAAUCGCACAAAACACCAAGAUCCUAGUGGAGAAAAGCAACAUUCCCAGUAAAACCAAAAACAUUAAAACCUACAAAUCCUCGUCCAUCAAGACUACCAAAAGUACACAAACCAAACAUCCCCCUCAGAUCGAGUGUCAGCGCCAUACACUCUCCGACAUACAACUUAUCCCGCUUCCUGGUACAAAUAUUACAACCCCUUACUGGAAAAUCCGAAUCACACAUAACCAACUCAACGGACUUUAUAAAAAAGAUUCAAAAAAUCUGACUACGUCCCACAGACUUGCUUUCCCCUCCGAUCUCAUCCCACUAAUAGAGCACUGCUUAACAACCACUUACUUCUCCUAUAACAACCAAUUUUAUGAACAAACGUCAGGAGUAGCAAUGGGCUCUCCUAUUUCUCCUGUAAUUACCAACAUCUUCAUGGAGUAUUUUGAAAAAGAGGCUCUCAGGAAAACAUCUAAAAAACCAGAAGUUUGGUUCCGUUAUGUAGACGACACAUUCGUGAUAUGGAGACACGGCAGAGCCGAACUUCGUAAAUUCCUUAUUUUCCUCAACAAUCAACAAAUCCCAAAUAUCCACUUCACUAUAGACAUAGAGGAAAACGGAAAACUCCCCUUCCUAGAUAUUCUUAUCUCUAAGAAAGCUGACGGUACCUUAGGCCAUCAAGUGUAUAGAAAACCAACACACACAGAUAGAUACCUACAUGCCGAAUCGCAUCACCACCCAUUACAGAAACAGUCUGCAAUCAACUCACUUGUACAUAGAGUUUUCUCCAUCUCUGACAAAGAACAUCUACAGACAGAAUUCAACCACUUAAAACUAGCCUUAUAG
Messenger RNA from Trachymyrmex septentrionalis, 1347 nucleotides. RefSeq lists its product as uncharacterized. Bases 1 to 1347 code for a protein of 448 amino acids. NCBI's taxonomy places the organism in Eukaryota, Metazoa, Arthropoda, Insecta, Hymenoptera, Formicidae. The transcript is spliced from 3 exons. The record is from RefSeq and is a predicted model, not a curated record.